CAUUCGGAGGCUGCUUGUUACCACGAGUAAAAUGGCGACUGGAAAAUCAGAAGAAAAUAGCGAGCUAGUAGAGCAAUUGCAACAGGAGUUUCAAGAACAUUUAAAAGGGGUGUUCGAGAAAAAUAAAGAAUUUAAAUACAGUGGUGGCUUGACUGCGGAGAAUUUCGAAGAAGAGAUUAGGAAAGUGCCAGCAUUUAUAAAUGAGGCUCCAACACAAGAAGAGAUUGAUGCAUCACCAGCACUUGCAGCAUUGCAAGCUUUGAAGUAUGAAGAAACUGAUCCUCAUGAGUGUGCAUUGGCACACAAAGAAGAUGGCAACCACCAUUUCAAGCAUAAUAAAUAUGAUAAAGCUGUUACAGCAUAUUCAGAAGGCUUGAAGCAAAAAUUUGAUGAAGUGGAUCUCAGGGUUAUUUUACUGACAAACCGUGCAGUGGCAAAUUUUUAUCUGGAGAACCAUAGAAGCUCGCUGAAUGAUUCCCUAGAAGCCCUUAAACUGAACGACACACACAUGAAAGCAAUUUUAAGAGCUGCAAUGAGUUGCUUUGAGCUGAAGCGAUUUGACGACUGCAUUCAAUGGUGCGACAACGGACUCCAAAUUGAUGCCAAUGAAAAGAGACUAGUAAAUCUGCGACAAAAAUCUAUUGGUGCACAGAAAUCACAAGAUCGUGAUAAACGAAAACGAGAAGCAAGUGAAAAGAAGAUUCGUCAAAAGACUAUGAGGCUAGCUUCUGCUUUGGAGGAGAGACAUAUAAAUAUAGAAGGCAGCGAGAAAGAAAAAUCUUCUAGCGAUCUUCUUGAAAGAAUAAAGUCUUCAUCGGAACAUCAGCCUCAAGAUGGCAAACUUUACAUAGACGAGUCGAAUCAACUUCAUUGGCCUGUUUACUUCCUGUAUCCCGAGUUCAACCAAUCAGAUUUCAUUGAAGAUUUCUGCGAGAAUCACAGGUUUAUAGAUCAUCUUGAUUUGAUGUUUGAUGCUGCCUGCCCACCUGAUUGGGAUCAAGAUAAAAAAUAUAGAGUCGAAAACUUGCAGCUCUUUUAUGAAGACAGACAACGAAAUAAAUGUGUUGAAGUAUCUUUGUACAAAACAUUGAAAGGAGUUCUAAGUGACAAAAGAUAUGUUGUAAGAUGUGGAGCACCGGGUUUUCUUGUACUUUCCAAAGCGUCGGACUUUUAUGAAAACUUUAAAAAGACUAUGGAGAUAGAGAGCUGAAAAUAAAGACAUAUUCCAUGCUUUGAGAAUCUUAUUUCGGGGGUGCUGCGCAUAACUUGGUGGGAGCUGCGGAGUUUCAAACAAAGCUACGUACAGUGGAAUGGGGACUGCGAAUAAGAGUUUUGUACGCCAGGCAGGAGAUUCGUCCGAGAGAGGCCGUUGCUUCUCAUCCUUUCCAGGUGGUUACUUAAAUUCUUCCGAGCUUUCGGCACGUGCAAAGGACAAUAUUUGAGCGCGACUCAACGUGACCUACAAAAGAAAAUGAACUCAAAAAACACAGUAACGGAAAAACCAUGCCCAAAAAUCAGUUCGUAUUUGAAUAAGACUGAACAAAUGCUCAAACAUCUUAAUUAUAAAGAAGGAUUCCAACAGAAAACAUUGGCGGUGAUAGACAAUGCGUUGGCUUUGUGAUCUCUUUUCUCUUUUGCUUUCGUAACAAGAUUAGAAAAUGCAAAAGAAAGGGCUCUAAUUGGACGUCGAAGUAUGAAUUCUGUGUUUGAUUAAAAUUGGUUACGUCCUUUAACAACAUUACACAAAAAUGUCGUAUGUUGACAAAUAAUGCACCGUGUUGUUUAAAAGUAAAUUUAUCUCGAUAUAGAAUUAAAGCUUGCCUGA
Rhopilema esculentum is the source of this 1825-nucleotide messenger RNA. Its product is annotated as hsp70/Hsp90 co-chaperone CNS1 homolog. Gene Ontology annotation, biological process: protein folding. The record is from RefSeq and is a predicted model, not a curated record. Gene Ontology annotation, cellular component: cytosol; nucleus. Gene Ontology annotation, molecular function: Hsp90 protein binding; Hsp70 protein binding. NCBI's taxonomy places the organism in Eukaryota, Metazoa, Cnidaria, Scyphozoa, Rhizostomeae, Rhizostomatidae.